AUGCCUCCGUCAGACUCUGGGUCAGAUUCUGGCUCAGAGGACGAUACUUCUACGUUGCCAGUCACUCAACCCCAAGCAAAAAGUAAGACGCUUGACAGCUUGAAGUUUUCCCAGUUCUUGAGAGAUCAACAAGAGAAGAUCUACAGCUCUAUAUCCAGCUCAGUUAUUAGGGACGAAGAUAAAUCCACGAAUCUGCUUGUGCGAGAGGCAGAGAGCGAAAAAAUAAUCUCUAGCCCAAGGGAAUACCAAACUGAACUAUUCGAAAGAGCUAAGCAGAAAAACAUAAUCGCCGUCCUGGAUACUGGAACCGGAAAGACGCUUAUUGCCGCUCUUCUCCUUCGCCAUACCGUCGAGCAGGAAUUAGAAGACAGAUGCGCCGGCAAGCCGCCGAGAAUAUCAUUCUUUUUGGUCGAUAAAGUUGCCUUAGUUCUUCAGCAAUAUGAAGUUCUCAAGGCAAAUCUUGAUCAUCCUGUCCAGCGAUUUUAUGGUGUCUCCGGGAACUCCAUCUUAAAUCACGACUUCUGGAAGGAGAAGACGAGUGAAGCUAUGGUUAUAGUUUGCACAGCCGAGAUACUUCUCUCGUGUCUUCAUCAUGCUUUCAUCAAGAUGGAGGGCAUCAACCUUCUAAUAUUUGAUGAGGCUCACCAUACCAAGAAGAAUCAUCCGUACGCUAGAAUCAUCAAAGAAUUUUACGCAGCACUAGAGAAAGAACAGCAACGACGCCCACGAAUUCUAGGUAUGACUGCGUCCCCCGUUGACGCCAAAACAGACCCAACGUCUGCUGCCGCCAAACUCGAGGGCCUCUUGCAUAGCGAGAUAGCGACUGUAGCAGAUAUCUCAGUCUUUACGAAAUCGUCUAUAAGUCGGCCUACCGAGAAUGUCAUCGAGUUUGGUGUGACUCCAGAGCCCUUUGAAACACCACUUUGGCAGAAAUUAUAUAAAGUGGUCGGGCACAAUGAUGCUCUGAAAAGAUUAUUCGUCUAUUCCAGGGCUUGUACUGCAGAAAUGGGUCGCUGGUGUGCAGACCGUGUGUGGAAACUAUAUUUAACCGAACAAGAAGCUCAGAGACUAGAAGCCAAGACAGAGAGGAAUUUAAUGUCCCGCAAAACACACAUUCCUAUGGCCAUUCUCGACGCUGAGAGAUCGGCAGUUCAAGACGCGUAUAAAAUACUAACGGACCAUUCACUUCCCGAACCUCAACGAAGCCCCCUAUACCUAUCCAACAAAAUCGAAUCACUUCUUAGGGCUCUCCAGAAGCAUUUAGAUCCACUUAGGGACAAGUGCAUCGUAUUCGUAGAGCAACGCCUUACUGCAUUGUUGUUGGCAGAUCUUAUCAAGCAACCGAGUUUAAAUAUGCUUGACAUAAAAGCGGGCGUACUGUUAGGAGCAGGUACCGAUUCUAGUGACUUGGGAAUGACACUGAAGGAGCAGUUUAUGACCAUGCACCAAUUCAGAAACGGCGGCUUAAAUUGUAUCUUUGCCACCAGCGUUGGCGAAGAAGGUAUUGACAUGCCUGACUGCAAUAUCAUCAUCCGAUUUGACCUUUGCAAAACGAUGAUUCAGUACAUCCAGUCGAGGGGUCGAGCUCGGCGCAAGGGCUCCAAAUUCUUCCAUAUGGUCGAGUGCACCAAUACCGCUCAAUUACAGUCCAUCUUUGACCAUGAAGACAGCGAAGCAAGGUUGCGCAGAUUUUAUAAUACAUUAUCUGAAGACCGGAUUAUUUCUGGAAAUGAUUAUAACAUUGACUAUUUCCUAUCCCAGGAGAGAAAUCACCGUGUAUACGUUGUGCCUUCGACACAAGCUAAGUUAACGUAUAAAAGCAGUCUAACAAUCUUGCUCAACUUUGUCUCAACGUUACCACGUCCUCUUGACACUGUCUAUACGCCGGAAUAUAUAAUAAGGGCCAUCGGCCGAGAAUUCGAAUGUGAAGUUCUUCUACCGGACACUUCUCCGAUUAAAGGUGCAGUAGGGCGACGUGCAGAUUCCAAGCAAGUUGCCAAGUGCUCAGCCGCUUUCGAGAUGUGUCUGAAAUUAAAGAAAAAGAAGUACCUCGACGACUACUUACAAUCUACGUUUACGAAGAAGCUCCCCGCUAUGCGUAAUGCCCACCUGGCCAUCAGUUCGAAGAAGCAAUCCGAUUAUCCCAUGCGGAUAAAGCCCGAGAUUUGGAAUAGACGAGGCCCAACAGAGAGCUUAUAUGUGACAGUUCUAAAGCUCGCAUCUCCAGAAGCAAUGGCGAGGUUUUCGAGGCCUCUGGCUAUUCUAACUAGGUAUCCGCUCCCGCAAAUAGCCAAAUUUCCACUAUUUUUCGACCAUCAGCGUACCUCAGACGUGGAAUGUAUACCUCUUCCCCGUACCUUAAAGACAACGCCCGAAGAUAUUGAGAAAGUCAAUGCAUUCACCCUCAGGGUGUUCGAUGAUGUAUUCAGUAAAGAGUACCGUUCGGAGCCAGAAAUAAUGCCUUAUUUCUUUGCACCCCUUAUAUGCCCCCACAACUUCAAUUUUACCAACACUUCUGUUGACAUUCGCGCCUUAAUCGACUGGGAAUGUCUUUCUUUCACCCAAAGUACAGCAAAAUACAUUGAAUUGGAAGAUAGGCCAGACGACUUUUUCAAAGAACGAUUUGUUAUUGACCCUCACGAUGGCUCGCGUAAAUUCUAUACGGUUUGCCGUCGUCACGACCUCAAGCCGACAGACCCAGCACCGCCGGGUGCUUGCAAGAAUCAGGCUGGUAUGAAAGCUACUCGAAACGCGCCCAACGAUAUUUGGAAUUUCAGUAUUAGCUUGUGGUCUAAAUCACGUUCUAGAUUAACAAUUCGGCACGACCUGCCUGUCAUAGAGGCCGAGUAUAUUCCACUGCGACGGAAUCUCCUCGAUGAACUAGACAAAUCUUAUGAUAUGGAACGAAAGUGUUUCCUCGUCUUUGAAACCUUGAAAUUAUCUGUCCUACCGGUCGAUGUGGUUGCCAUGGCUUACAAUCUACCUGCAAUAAUAUACCGACUUGAAACUAAUCUGAUUGUACUGGAAGCUUGCAAGUCUCUGGCCUUAGACAUACGUCCCGACCUUGCUCUCGAGGCGAUGACCAAAGAUAGCGACAACACAGAAGAGCAUUCGGAAGAGCAGAUAAAUCUUCAGCGAGGCAUGGGGACAAAUUACGAGCGUCUUGAAUUUCUUGGUGAUUCGUUCUUAAAGAUGAGCACAACAAUUGCUCUGUUCUCCCGGAUCCCUGAUAGCGACGAAUUUCAGUACCACGUCGACCGCAUGCUACUAAUUUGCAACAAGAACCUCUUUAACAACGCGCUUGACCUGGGGUUACAAGAGUCAAUUCGAUCUAAAGGUUUCAACAGACGGGCGUGGUAUCCUGAUGGGCUUGUUUUACUGAAGGGAAAGCAGAAUACUAGCCUCAGGGCAAAGGACGACAAAGGAACCCAUAUGCUCGGGGACAAGUCAAUUGCUGAUGUAUGCGAGGCGCUAAUUGGGGCAGCUUACUUGACGACGUAUGAACAGCAUAACUUCGACAUGGCUAUCCAGGCCGUUAGCAAGUUCGUCAAUCAUCAAAAUCAUAAGCUGAUGAAGUACGAAGAUUAUUACGCAGAGUAUAACAUCCCUGAGUGGCAAAGCGCCGAGUCAACGGCAGUUCAACGUGAAGUGGCUAGGCAGAUCGAAAAGAAGCUUGGUUACAAAUUUACCUAUCCCCGUUUACUACGCAGUGCAUUUAUGCACCCGUCAUACGGUACUAUGUACGAGCGCAUCCCAAACUACCAGCGAUUGGAGUUUCUCGGAGAUGCGCUACUCGACAUGAUCUGUGUUGACUUCCUCUUCCAUCGGUAUCCAAAUGCGGAUCCCCAAUGGCUGACCGAACACAAGAUGGCGAUGGUAUCAAAUCAAUUUCUGGGCUGCCUCUGUGUCUCCCUUGGCCUACAAACGCACAUGCUCUCCGUGUCUGGAGGGUUACAGAGAGAAAUCACGGAAUACGUGGCUGUUAUAACAGAAGCCCAGCGGAUAGCAGAAGAGGAGGCCGAAUCGGCCAACCUCGGACGCGCUUCUUAUGCAAAGAAUUUCUGGGUUGAGGUUCAAAAGCCGCCUAAGUCACUCCCUGAUAUUGUGGAGGCGUACGUUGGUGCUCUUUUUGUCGACAGCAAGUACGACUACAGUCAAGUCCAGCGAUUCUUCAACACACACAUGCGACCAUACUUCGAGGAUAUGCACAUCUACGAUACGUUCGCUAACCGACACCCUGUGACUUUCUUAGCGAACAUGUUGCAGCUUCACUUCCACUGUGCGAACUGGCGCCUUAUGAUCGAAGAAAUUUCCGGCGAGAGCAGUCCAUUAGGCCACGCACAGGUACUAUGCGGCGUCAUAAUUCACGGUCAAGUCCGAGAGCACGCCGUCGCUGCCAGUGGCCGUUACGCCAAGAUUGCGGCGGCUAAGAAGAUUAUGAGUACUUUAUUAGAGGUAAGCGUGGAGGAGUACAAGCAGAGAUUUGGAUGUAGCUGCUCCCCUGAGGAAGUUGAGGCUUCGGGUAUCCAAGAGCAUGCUACAGCUGUUUGAGGAGAAAUCAGGGGAGAUAUACUUCACGGGUGUUUUGCAAUGCUGGUUACUAGGUAGUUCACGUUUCGUUCGCUAUCUUGUGGUACGUGUAGAUAGAGAUUGCGCUAUAGUUCUGGCUCUAAAAUCGAUAGU
Molecule: messenger RNA, 4683 nt
Organism: Daldinia caldariorum
Lineage: Eukaryota; Fungi; Ascomycota; Sordariomycetes; Xylariales; Hypoxylaceae
Exons: 5
Coding region: 1-4551 (1516 amino acids)
Biological process (GO): siRNA processing
Cellular component (GO): cytoplasm; nucleus; RISC complex
Molecular function (GO): ribonuclease III activity; ATP binding; DNA binding
Source: RefSeq, a predicted model, not a curated record